GCCCUCUCUUGUUUUCUAGGCAGACCAAAUUGGUGAAAAAGAAAAGAUGUCGCUUUUCAAGCGAAGUCCCUCCGACUCUUCUUCAAACUACGGAGGCAUUCCUCCAAAAAUGCCGACACCGAUUCGUCAGAGAUCUCCAAUGCCAACGAAACAAUUCCUGAGUCCACCUAGCGUUGAUCCAGAACCGUUUUAUCUGCUGAAAGACCCACCACUAUCCAAUGGUUCUGAGGUGACAGGUGAAACUCACAUGAUUGGUCACUAUGGAUUGGAGCAUAGCUACAACAAAUUUUCCACCAAGAAACUCAAAGAACAACUCAGUGCAUUCUUGCCUCUCCUUCCAGGCAAUAUUGAUACUGUAAGCUCACAAGACAACAGUAGUCUUCAGUCUGUGAUAGAGAAACCUCCAAUUACAAAGGAAAUUGCUCCCUUCACCACAGCCAUGCUACAGGGAUUUAAACUCCAUCCAGGAUCGAUUCCUGACCAGUACAAGCUGCUACAUCAUCAACCUGCAAAGAAACACAAGCACAAGAAACACAAGAGAGAUCAUCGCAUACCUGAACUUAGUGAACCAAUGAGUGCAGGAGCAGAAGCUGGUGGGGAAAAUGGCCAUGAGAAGAAACAUAAGAAAACCAAGAAACAUGGUGAUCAAGAUGGAGAGAAAAAGAAAAGAGACAAGAAGAAGAAAAAGAAGAAGGCUCGUCAAGAUCCAAUGCACCCUGGCAUGCCUGCAACACAUGACGGCAGCGGACCAGGCAGGCCGUGACAACUUCAUGGUAUAUCAUUGGUUUGAAUGCAACAUAUCAACAACUUUAUGUGAUGUGCAUAUAAUAUAUCACAGUGGACUUAAUAUGUUAAGACAUGGCUUUUAGGGACUGCACGAUUCCAUGAUACAUGCUCUGAUGACAUUGCCACGAUCGGAAGUCUAACAUGUUUAAAGGAUUUGAUUUCAUUUUACAAAGAGUCUAGCCCAAGUUAUCUUGGGCAUAGUGAUAAGUCCAACAUGAAACCUAAAUCCAAACCCAACCAUAAUCGUAAUCAUCACAAUUAUCCUUGACCAAAGAUCCUAUCACAGCCUUAUGGGUAACCCUACGACUUCAAGAUAUUUGGAUCAGUUGUUGAUGGAGCUGGAUGAUUGUAUGUAUACGUAAUGCUGUCCCCUAAUGGAAUGUAGAAAAAGGUCCUCCCCUAUCUACCUCAUCUUCUGUUUGGUCCGUUGCCCCAGUCAGUGAGCACACAUGAAUUAUUUGCUUCAUGACAGCAGAGAGCAACCAAUUCAACAGAAGUACACAUCAGUAUUGAGUGUUUAAAGUGUUUCCCAUUACUAUGAAUGAGGUAAUGAUCAUAAACAAUGUUAUUUUUCUGUAUGAAAUCAUUACCUUCAUUUAUCGUUACCCUUUUGAUUCAAUGCAGUUUGCUGCAUCUGUUAUGCAACUUUUAAUACAGGAGGUAUUUAUGGGGCUCCAUAGCUCCCCAGCCCUUGUGUACAGAUUUGCUGAUGAGGGAAGACUUAAAAAAAAAAUGUAUGUGUGACUAGAAAGUGUUCUUAGAAUCACAGUUAGAUUGUAUUUUAAAGAACUUGGGCAUACAAAUGUCAGUUUUAAAUCUUUGUGAAGCACCAUCCUGGGCCCCAUCUUACAAAGAGUUACAAAUGAUCCAAUCAAUCGUAACUCUAUGGAAAUCCAUCAAUGUCAUAAUUUUUUAUACAGAAAAUUUGCAGAAUGUCCUUUGUAAACAAAGGAGAACACAUUAAAUUGUCAAGAAAUCAAUGAAUUUAUGGUAAUACAUUCUAGAAAAGUUUUUGAACAAAUAUGCAUUUUCUAUGUUGACUUUGCUGGCUUGCUUUCCAUAGUUGCGAUUGAUCCGUUCAAUCGCAACUCUUUGUAGGACUGGCCCCAGGUCUUUGUUGAGACAUCUUAAAUUUUAAACACAAACUAGAUGUGCUCUCUAGCAAUACCUGCAGUGGGGAGUUAACUAUACUUAUCAAUUGUAAUCGUAAAUCUAUGGUAAACCCUUUUGAUAGAUUUACAAUUGAUUCUAAAUUCUUAUUUCUGUGCCGGUAACAAGGUCCUCGUGAGACAGAUUUAUCAACGUAUAUUGGCGAAUGAGAUCAUGAAGGUGGAGAAAUAAAUGUACAUGUAUUCUUUAACUUUGCUCCUCUUGGAUUAAAGACCGUAGGGUGUUUCACAAAGAAUUAAGUGUGACCUAGAGUCGUGCUUCAAUACCAACAUGCUCAUGUUAUUUAACGUGUAAUCUGAUUAAUGGAUACAUGUACGUGGUAGUGUGUCCCUUGCGCAUGAUCUGACCAAUGGAGUGAUGCUUUAUAUUAUUCAUGCAACUGAAAUUUAAGCGCGACUCUAAGUAACUUUUAAAUCUUUGUGAAACACCCCCAGAGUCCUGUUUCUUUGAAUUGUUAUUAGCAUCAUAACAUAAAUCAAUAAUACGUGGUGAAUUUCUAUGAUAAAUUUGCUAUUUGCUGAUAAAACACCUAGAUAUCUUUUUAUAAUACAGCUGCAGCGUACUGGUAUUUGUAAACUUACAAUAUUACGUGAAGCGGAUUAUUGAAUGGCGAUUUACAAAAAUUUUAUUUGUUCUGUUGUUUAUUUAUUAGGUACGUAAUUAAUACAAUUUAUUUCACCAUCUUCAUGUAGUGUUAGAAGUAAGAAAUGAAAUGUGGAGUAGGUAAAUUUAUUUAUUUGUGGAUGGUGCUUUUUUGAGAUGAAACAGUCAAUUCAUAAUACCGAACUUGAAACAAAAAGAGAGGACAAAUGAAGUGACCAAUUAUAAUCCUGAUCAAAGUAAGAAAGCAGAUUUUGGCUUUGGGCAGGGACCCUUAUGCUCUCCAGCACGUAUACUCUUGCUUUCCAACUUUAAAUCAAUUCAUGUAACUUGAUAAUUGCUAAAAUAAGGAUUUCCAAUACAAUUGCCAAUGUUUAUUGUAAGGAAUGUUAUAUGCGUGUUCCUGGGUUUUGAAAAUGUACAUACAAAUCAAAUCCUUUCCGAUUUUUUUCUUGAAAGAAGAGCACACAUGGCAUUUGUUUGUUUUAACUUAUUUUAGUAUGCUCCAAGGGGUCUAAACCUUACCCUCGAAUGUUUUCUUUUGAAAUAAUCUGAAAGUAGACAGAAAGGGGGUAUUUCAUAACUGGUUUAUUGUUGUUAUGGCAUGUCAUUUACAUACCAACUUUAAACAGCCCCAUUAUUGUCCAUGGACAGCUUAGAGUAGAUACUUAAUGCCUGACAAUGAGUGAUUGAUUGUUAUUAAUCUCAUCUAUGGAAGCCAGUAGCACCAUAAUUGAUAUAUUCUUUGAUUCAUAUUUCUAGUCACAUGAUGGAGGUGUGACAUAUUCUAACCAGUGCUAGAAAUGUCAAUUUUCCAUAAUAAAGAUUUAUUAGAACCAACCACAAUCCCUUUUUAAAAAGAAGUGAAGGUUGAUUUUUACUUUUGAAUGUACAUUAUAAUGUCUAUAAAACAUACUUUUUUUGUAUUUAACAAGGUCUAAAUGUGAAUGGACACAACAAGUUUGGUAGAGUUAUUCUUUCUUGUAUGUACAGAUGUAUGUAUAGAUGCAUGUUUUAUCAAUGAUAUGUAAAUCUUUUGUUCUUAUGAAUUUAAAUGUAUAAAACUAAAUGAAAUUUUGCAAUGACAUUCUUGCAGAGUUACAAAGCUAUUCUUGCUUAUAUUCAAGACAAAUCACAUAUUCAUGUAUUAUGUCACCUUGAACAAAUACAAACUUUGUCCAAGUAGAACUCUAUGGCCCGAAUUCACAAAGGUGAUUUUGAAAACCCCCAGUUGAAUCCAUGGUUUAUGCAGAUUUCCUGUAUAAAUUACGCUUAAUUUAACGUGUAUCAGGCGCGUGUAUAAGAAAUGUCCAAUGCUGAUGCGCUUUUUGUCACAGUGCGCUAAAUCGAUGCCUGUUAGAUGGUUAGAUACGCUAUUUUAUUCAUGAGUCCACUGUUUGGAGAGUGGACUCAUGAAUAUGGAUAACCACGGCAACAGGCAUCAGUUUGGCGCACUGUGACAAAAGCGCGCAUCAGUAUUUGACAUUUUUUAUACACGUGCCCGAUAUGCGCUAAAUUAAGCGUAAUUUAUACAUGAAAUCUGCAUAAACCAUGGACUCAACCGUGUGUUUUCAAAACCACCUUUGUGAAUUUUAAUUUGGUUUUAAUUUUUGUAGUAAAAAAAUGUUUCAACAGUGCAGGAAAAAAUGACACAAGUUUUACAUUACAAUUUUCCUGUCAUAUCCCACUUUGGUCAGUGAGCUGUUUAUGUGUUGGACUUCAUGUAUGUAUGCAAAAUUUUGUGCUUUACAGGAUUCAUAGUAUUUAUUGCAUACUACACAACAUUAUCCAUACAUAGUAUGCAUUACAUACCAUGCUGAGAAAAAAAGUAAAUUACUUGAAACUCAAAGAAAA
Molecule: messenger RNA, 4410 nt
Organism: Lytechinus pictus (painted urchin)
Lineage: Eukaryota; Metazoa; Echinodermata; Echinoidea; Temnopleuroida; Toxopneustidae
Product: mediator of RNA polymerase II transcription subunit 19-like
Exons: 6
Coding region: 47-763 (238 amino acids)
Biological process (GO): positive regulation of transcription by RNA polymerase II
Cellular component (GO): mediator complex
Molecular function (GO): transcription factor binding; transcription coregulator activity
Source: RefSeq, a predicted model, not a curated record